UCUGGUAACAGAGAAAACUUUCCAGCUAAACGCCGAUAAGACUUCAUACUACUCACAAUACUCUAUAUAUUGGGAUCAUCACAACAGUCAAGGCUACCUCACAGUGAUCUCACAUUUGGCUGCCCACUUUUUUCCUUUCUCUUGAUCCUUUAAAACUUCAGACUUCCUUGCCUUCCGAGUCAUGGAGAAAGUCCAAUACCUCACUCGCUCUGCUCUAAGAAGAGCUUCAACCAUUGAAAUGCCUCAACAAGCACGUCAAAAUCUCCAGAACCUAUUCAUCAACUUCUGUCUCAUCUUAAUAUGCCUCUUGCUGAUCUGCAUCAUCGUGAUGCUUCUCUGAAGUGCUGCUGCCAUGUCCAGUGCUGCAACCUGUCACCAUCAGCUUAAGUCUGUCACCCACGGAGAGGGGAGAAGAGACCACUUCCCAGGAAGAGGAAAUUCUUCAUGAAAAGAUCAAGGUUCAGAAGAAAUUAUUAGCAAAUGUAUUCAUCUGCUGGAUCUUGUAAACAUGAAAAAAGGCUCCAUUUUCAAAAUUAACUUUAAAAUGACUAUAAGUGUGCAUAAUGUAACUGUUGAUUUCUGCAACAGAGCUUAUAAAUUUCAAUCCCAAACCUUUUCUGAGGAUGAACUAGGAGUUUAGUUUUGAAACUGUACUGCUAACAAGUCACUUCAUAUAUAAUGCAUUAGCUUCACUGUUUGGGGUAAAUAUAAUUUAUAUUGUACUGUAAAAGCCUCUUUUAUGUUUAUUAUGUAUUUUUCAGGUCUUCACCAAGUACCAAAAUAAUCACUCAAAUGACAUGUCAUUAUUUCAAAUAGCCCACUGAUUCCUCACCUUUUCUUUAUUAUUAUACAGACAUCUCUUUAGUAACUAUCAUAAUCUCCAUUCUAAAAUAUUUUACUAUCCUUACCUUAACAUUGUUUGAAGUUCAUGAGAAUCAAGUAGGAAAAAGAAGACCAUACUAUUACAUAAAUAAAAUUUCUCUUAAACUAUUUUUUAAAGAAUUAUAGAAUGCUAGUACAUGUAGAUAACCAUAAAUCUAUUUUCUCUAGGACAUUAUGAUAAAUAAAGGAGAAGUGCUGGUUAAUUUAACUGAUGACAGUGUUAUUAGCCAUAAUUACUACACUAAUAGAAUAGAGUCUAACCUUAAUUUAUGGCACUGUAAUUGAUUAUCUGCGUUACAGUAUAUAACUUGGCAUACUCUAUCUUUGGAAUCAUGAAAUCUUAAGACUUCAUAUUUUAUAGGUUGUCUUCUAUCCUCAUACUCAAUGUAGGCAAACAAAAGAAAAGAAAAAUAUAACAACUCAAGUAUUGAAAAAUAAAACUAAUUCUUUGAUUACAUUUUGAAAUGAACUUUUUCUUAUUAUUGUUUAUGACAGAAUAUAGCUACUUUCCUUAAUCUACCAACCAGAUGGUAAACACUUAUAUGGUAGGCCACUCUACUACACUAAAUCAUGCGCCCCACAAUAGUAAUCUAUAAUUAUUUUCUUGCUGAAUACAUUUCCUAUUUCCCCUCUUGCAACUACUCAUAAAACAACAGAAGUAAAAAUUAGUGAUGAAAAAUAUAUUCAAUCAAAAUUUGGUAAUUUAAGUGGACUCAGUUGGAAAUGAAGUAUAAAAUGGUUUACACAUACUGUAUUAUCCAAUAAUUUUAAGUUCAGUUCAAGACAUAUUACUAAUAUAGCAAUUAUUAAAGGAGUAGAGAACAUUUAAUUUACUGUAUGAUUUGUUAAAAUAUGGUUACUAAGUUACUAAAAGUAUUUGAAAAGUCAACAUUGACCUUGAUUUAUAACACCAGUGCUGGCAGCGGAAUAGUGAUAGAGACAUUAUUUUUAAAAUUUUUCUGAAUUCCUGAGCAGUACUGGAGAUGGGAGGGGGUUCGCUCACAGCUGAGGAACAGAGGGGAAAAGGAUCUCAUAUUUACAAGGGCAUUUCUUGAGCAAAGCUAUGGGUUAGAGACCCCUAAUAUCAACUAGAAACUUAUAAAGAAGACACACAUUCACCUCACUGGUGCAAUUACCCAUGCAAAAAGUAACCAAGUUCUAUAACUAGCUGCAUGAUCUUAUAAGUAAGUGGAAAAUUUGAAAUAACAAGCUCUAUUCCUUUUAAUAUAUUUUUCAUCACAACAUCAACUUCAAACUGUAAACUGUGCAGAUAUCGGGCUUUCCUUAAUAAAUUACAAGUAAAGAUUGUUUUUCAUUCUGCCUUUAAUAGAAAUUAAAACCUUAUACUUGAUGAUUACAGAACACUGUAACUCAGGUAUAAUGCAGAACAAAAACCCAUUCUUUAAAUGUUAUUUAUUCUGUUUAUCAUGAUGUAUAAUAAAGCAAUGUAUUUUUAAAAAUGUAAAUGCCAAAUGCUCAAAUACUUUCUACUGUAUAAUAAAUUCCAAACUUCACAGUUCUAAAAACUAA
This is a messenger RNA of Eptesicus fuscus (big brown bat), 2412 nucleotides long. It is a transcript of the gene PLN, whose product is annotated as phospholamban. Bases 182 to 340 code for a protein of 52 amino acids. Gene Ontology annotation, molecular function: ATPase inhibitor activity. Lineage: Eukaryota; Metazoa; Chordata; Mammalia; Chiroptera; Vespertilionidae. The transcript is spliced from 2 exons. The record is from RefSeq and is a predicted model, not a curated record. Gene Ontology annotation, cellular component: membrane; sarcoplasmic reticulum. Gene Ontology annotation, biological process: negative regulation of ATPase-coupled calcium transmembrane transporter activity; negative regulation of calcium ion import into sarcoplasmic reticulum; negative regulation of heart rate.